AUGAUAUUACUGUUAGAGACAAAUAAGAGCAGGGCCACGUUCACUCUCUGGGGCUUCUCCGAUUACCCAGAACUGCAAGUCCCUCUCUUCUUGAUAUUUCUGGCCAUCUACACUGUCACUGUUGUAGGGAAUCUUGGGAUGAUUGCAAUCAUUAAAGUUAAUCCCAAACUGCACACCCCCAUGUACUUUUUCCUCAGCCACCUCUCCUUUGUGGAUUUCUGUUAUUCCUCCACCAUUGCUCCCAAGGCCAUGGUGAACCUUGUGGUAGAAAACAGAAGCAUUUCGUUUGUAGGCUGUGUGGUACAAUUCUUUUUAUUUUGCACUUUUAUGGUGACUGAGUCCUUUUUAUUAGCUGUGAUGGCCUAUGACCGCUUUGUGGCCAUUUGCAACCCUCUGUUCUACACAGUCACCAUGUCCCAGAAACUCUGUGCUAUGUUAGUCAUUGGACCUUACGCCUGGGGAAUAGCCUGCUCCUUGAUAUUCACAUGUUCUGUUCCCAAAUUAUCAUUUCGGGGUUUCAACAAAAUCAAUCACUUCUUCUGUGAGUUCUCCUCCCUGCUCUCCCUCUCUUGCUCUGAUACUUCUCUCAACCAGAUGCUGCUUUUCAUUUUUGCCACCUUCAAUGGGGUCAGCACACUCUUCAUCAUUCUCCUGUCUUAUGUAUUUAUCACUGUCACCAUCCUCAAGAUGCAUUCAGCCAGUGGUCGCCGCAAAGCCUUCUCCACCUGUGCCUCCCACCUGACCGCCAUCAGCAUCUUCCACGGCACCAUCCUCUUCCUCUACUGUGUGCCCAACUCCAAAAACUCCAGGCACACAGUCAAAGUGGCCUCUGUGUUUUACACAGUGGUGAUCCCCAUGUUGAAUCCCCUGAUCUACAGUCUGAGAAAUAAGGAUGUCAAGGAUACGAUCAGCAAGAUUAUGGACAUGAAAGUCUUUUCUUAUUGA
Messenger RNA from Hippopotamus amphibius kiboko, 945 nucleotides. Its product is annotated as olfactory receptor 5D18-like. Gene Ontology annotation, molecular function: odorant binding; olfactory receptor activity; G protein-coupled receptor activity. NCBI's taxonomy places the organism in Eukaryota, Metazoa, Chordata, Mammalia, Artiodactyla, Hippopotamidae. The coding region runs from base 1 to 945 and encodes 314 amino acids. The record is from RefSeq and is a predicted model, not a curated record. Gene Ontology annotation, biological process: G protein-coupled receptor signaling pathway; sensory perception of smell. Gene Ontology annotation, cellular component: membrane. The transcript has a single exon.